Molecule: messenger RNA, 1128 nt
Organism: Penicillium nucicola
Lineage: Eukaryota; Fungi; Ascomycota; Eurotiomycetes; Eurotiales; Aspergillaceae
Exons: 2
Coding region: 1-1128 (375 amino acids)
Source: RefSeq, a predicted model, not a curated record
AUGGCCCAGGCAACCCCCACCUUCACUCCAGACUAUGAAUUCACCGAACUUGAAACCCCGCGUGGUCUCAGUGGUGGAAGCUUAUCGAUAACUGCCCUGGCCCGAUUUGAAUUCGAGGCGGGCAAGGGAAAUGAAGGUACUAAGAUUCUGAUGAUCGAGUGGGAAGACGACGAUCUCACUCGAUCUUCUGUUGAAGGAUCGUGGCAUGUAUCUUGGGCUGGAAAGACGAAUGUAUUACCCGCAGAUGAACGGCCAAGUGAUAGCUUACGGCGCUUUUACUUCUUGCUUCCGCCGCAUGCUACCAUUCCUCCCGUCGUCACUCUUUCAUACGAGCCGCGGUCUAUACCCUCAGAGGGAAAUGAUACCAAUGUCCCGCUGUCUUCGACGACACGUGACGCUCUUCAACUCAAUCCUCUUCCUGCCAUCUUUCCUCCUGAACUGGGUGCAACUGGCCGUGCAGCGGGUAAGAAAGGCGUGUUGCACACAAUCUGGGGAAAGAAACGACUCCGAGUUCUCGAGAAGGAGAUUGCUGCUGAAUCUCAGAAUAACGUAGAAGGAAUUGCUCUCCAUAUGGCUAUUCAAGAGAAGGAGUGGAUUGAGGAUAACUUCGGAGUAAUUCCCCGUACUGGUGACAGUCUCGGUGGCAGCCAGGAUUCUUCGAAUUCGUCUUCUGUGUAUCCCGCAACCCCUGUAUCGCCUAUCAGCGGAAGGAAGCUGUCCGACAAGCUCAAAGGUCUCAAGUUGCAAACUGGCGAAAAGGAACUGUCCACUAAUGGCGGAUCAACUCCAGACACUGCCCAUUUAUUGUCACCCCAGUCGCCUGAUGUUGCCGUUUCAUCGUUCAGCUCUUUCCGCAAGAAUAUUCACUCAAUGCCGACGCCUGUCACCAAUCCCACUUCAACACCAAUGUCAAUUAGCAAUCUCUCGGCUCCCGAAUCACUGAGGCCUGUUGCAUUCUUCCCUCCAGAAGAUGUACAGCAAGCCCAGCAAAACAGUGGGCCCACCGGAUUCGCAGCCAUGGGCAGCGCACUCGUGCAAGUCCCGAGUAAUGAUAGCGACGAACUAUUCGCAAAGGCUCUGAGCCCGCGCUCCCCGGACCUUCCCCGGAGCCCAUUCUCGUUCACUUAA